Molecule: messenger RNA, 852 nt
Organism: Oryza sativa Japonica Group (Japanese rice)
Lineage: Eukaryota; Viridiplantae; Streptophyta; Magnoliopsida; Poales; Poaceae
Source: RefSeq, a predicted model, not a curated record
UUAGUUCUCUUGCCACACAAAGCCACGCCACCGCCGAGAGAAGGAAACCGGAGGCGACGAGAGGGAUGGCUUCCACGCUGCGGCGCGCGGCCGUCCUCCGCCGUGCCGUCUCCUUCGCAGCGCCGUCUCCCGCCGUCCGCCGCGCCGCCCGGCUCCCGAUCGCGCCGCGCCGCCCCUUCUCGCAGCCGUCUGCAGCGUCAGGUGAUCAGCCUCCCAAGUCUGCACUCGACAAGUUGAAUCCAUUAUUUGAGGAGGUCAUGAGAAAAGGAGUUUGUUCGAUGGAUCAAUAUAUGACACUUUGUUCGAUGGAUCAAUAUAUGACACUGGAAAUCGUCAAAAGAAAAUUUAAAUAAAACGAAUGGUCGAACAUUGGUUAAAAAGUCAACGGCGUCAUACAUUAAAAUGCGGAGGGAGUAGUUCUUUGUCAUUUGUCCUCUUCCCUUUUUGCAAACAUAUAUAUACUAAUAUUUUCUCUUUUUAGCAUCCAACAUGCUCGUAUAGAGUUCAAUCGAAAGGAAAAUGACUGACCAGGAUGGGAAGGCUGGAAGCCUGGAACGCAAGAGAUUAUGACAGUGUAGUAGUCUACAUCUGUGAAUUAAAUUACUGAGACACUAGCUUUUGAAUCAUGCUGUAGUAUGUUACUAGUUAAGUUCAUUUCUCAUUAUCAACCGUGUCCAGUAUAAACUUAACUGCCAAUGCUGCUCGAUGGAGGUCUUUAUAACAUAUGAUAUGUCACUUCUGCUGGACGAACUAUGUAUGAAAUAGAUGGUAGAGCUAACAAGUGUGACUGGGUGUAUUUUGGACCUUUCACACUAUUUCCAUGUCAUAUUCAACCAAAAAUGAAUUUCUUAA